CAAUUUUUCUACACGAGUAAUUACGACGCGCGCCAAGCACGAACUAUUGAAAGCAGUUCACGAUAAUGACAAAGAAGUCCAAAUAGACGAGAUGCAAUUUACUUUGUGCUGAUAUUAUUACACUAGGCUGUGUAUUUAAAAACACAUUCAGUGUCUAUUUGAUCAACAAGGAAAACACACUAUUUGGAUAGACCGUCUCUCUGUAUUUAAUAUAUCCGUCGUUUUUUAGCAUCGACUGUUUGUACAGUAUUGGGCUACUGAUUCCAGUGUUAUUGAAGGACUGAAGGCAAAUUCACACAAAGCAUUGAAUCGGUUUAGUUAUAUGUCGAAACAAGACAAUGAGAUGAACGAGAAUAUACAUCGUAGUCGAAUUCAUCUAAGUAGGGGCCUACAGAAUCUUACUGGUGGUGAGUGUGAGGAGCACUGCAAUGGCUAAGAACAUAUCGAUGACUGGUAACUUCAGACACAAUGAACGCUCGAGAAAUGCCAAUAUCGAGGCCGUGUUGAACUCUCGAAGACGCAAUGAGUACAGGCGUCAGUUAUAUGGAGAUGAAUCGCAAAGGACACUUAAUCAGAGGGUUUUCCAUGUCACGGAGAAAACUAACGGAACUGGAGCAGUGAAGUUUGAAUGGCAGAAAACCCUAGGAAAUUACUUGGCCUCCUCUGGAACCAAUAACAACGUGAACUUAUUUGAUAGGCAUGGUGAACUCAUUGAUGAGAUUAACCUUCCCGGGACUUGUAAUGGCCUUGAGUGGGACAAAGAUGGCGAUACUUUAGCAGUGGUAUGUGACCGUAGCUCGGUCAUUUUCCUUUGGGACGCCAACAGCCUCAAGACUUCUCAGCUGGACAGUGGGUUUAAGGAUGGCCUUUGCUUUGUGCGUUGGUCAAGAACAGGCCCUCAGUUAGCUGUUGGUACAAUUAAGGGAAACCUUCUUAUCUAUAAUCACCAAACAUCAAGGAAAGUUCCAAUUCUUGGCAAACACACUAAAAAGAUCACAUGUGGUGCUUGGAGUAACAAAAACCUACUGUGUCUUGGAAGUGAAGACAAAUCCAUCACAAUCAGUAAUCAAGAGGGAGACACAAUCAAACAGUCUCCACUACGGGCAGAGCCCUAUGAUAUUCAGUUUUCUGAGAUGAAAGUUGAUGAACGGAGUCCAAAUGGUGAAAAUACUGUAAGCAUAUGUUGCGGACGAAAGACGCUGUUCCUGUAUAAUUUGAACGAUUCCGAUAACCCCAUUGAACUUGCCUUUCAACAGCGUUACGGGAAUGUAGUCGGCUAUCAGUGGUAUGGAGAUGGGUACAUUAUGAUAGGAUUCUCAAAUGGCUACCUGGUUGUGAUCUCAACACACAUAAGUGAGAUAGGACAGGAGCUGUUCCAGGCCCGCAACCACAAGGAUAAUUUAAAGGCGAUUGCUAUCUCGCUGUCGCUCAACAAGGCUGCAUCAUGUGGCGAUAACACGAUUAAGAUCCAUGAUCUGAGUGAGCUCAAGGAAAUGUACGCCAUUGUUGAGCUUGAGGAUGAGUCCAAAGGUCUCGGUAAGAUGGCGUGGACCGAUGACGGCCAGUUGCUAGCGGUCAGCUCUGCGAAGGGCGGCAUCCACGUCUACCUCACCAAGCUGCCCGUCUUAGGAGAUGCAUAUGGAACUCGGAUAGCACACCUGACAUCACUUUUAGAAGUCACUGUUGUCAACCAUGUGGAACAGGAGCCCCCUUUUCCAAUAGCUAUAGAAGUUGAGCCGACAUUUGUUGCCAUCGGCCCAUACCAUCUAGCCGUAGGUAUGAAUAACAGAGCUUGGUUCUAUUUGCUUGGCACAAAAGAUGAGUACGAAGCAACGUCCACAUGGCCCGAGAAACUGAGCGACCGUGAGUAUCUUGGUACGAUAGUCGGUAUGUCGUUGAACGCCGAUUAUGUUGCUGUUGCAUUUGAAAACCAGGUCCAGCUAAAUCUGAUUGAGCCCGAGAAUGGAAGCACAAGUGAAGAUCGCGAGACGAGGCUGUUUCCGGGGAAGGACAGCGAUGGCAAAGUUCUAUGCCACUGUCUAACGCCAGAGUUUCUUGUCUUUGGAACUGAUACUGGUGAACUGUAUUAUUUCUUUAUUGAGGACUGGCAGUUUGUGAAUGAGUUCCGGCAUGUGGUUGGAAUACGCAAGCUCUUCCCAGAUCCUAGUGGAACCAGACUGGUCUUCGUUGAUGAUAAGAGUGAUGGAUUUGUUUACAACCCAGUGAAUGACAAUACGCUUGAGAUCCCAGGUUUUUCAGCAACUGUUGAAGGCGUACUCUGGGAGAAUUGGCCGUAUGACAAAGGUGUUUUUAUCGCGUAUGAUGAUGACAAUAUAUACACCUAUGUCUAUUCUAGAGAAACAAUCAAAGGCCCACAGGUAACACUUGCAGGUACUACUAAGUUGCCAUAUGCUCAGAAGCCACUACUACUGUACAAUGGGGAAGUCACUUGCCAAACUCCAUCUGGCAAGACAACUACAUUGCAACUCAGUACACAUAAUUUCCAUGAAAAGCUUCAAGACCUCUCAAUGGAUGAUUUGAAAGAAGGAUUCAGAAAGUCACUUGCUCUAAAGAAACUAAGAGAAUCCUGGGUUCUAUGUCACUUUAUCAACAAGAAGCAAAACUGGCUUGAACUGGCUGAAACCGCCUUAGAGCAGCUUGAGCUAGAAUUUGCAAUGAGGGUGUACAGGCAGAUUGGUGAAGCUGGCAUGCUCUUGUCUUUACUUAACAUUCUUGGAACAGAAGAUCGUAACCUUCUAGCUGGCAACUUGGCCCUAAUAAAGAAAGAUUUUAAUCUGGCACAGGAGCUGUUUUUAGCAUCUAGUUCACCAAUGAUGGCUCUUGAGAUGAGAAGAGAUUUACUGCACUGGGAUCAAGCGCUUAAACUAGCAAAGAGCUUGGCACCGGAUCAGAUUCCAUUCAUAUCGAAAGAAUACGCUCAGCAGCUGGAGUUUACGGGUGAUCACUCUAAUGCCCUAGUACACUUUGAGAAAGGAGUCACUAAGUUGCCUGAGUGCCGAGACCAUGAUGAAGCAUGUGCAUCUGGAAUUGCGCGGACGUCUAUCCGUUGUGGUGAUAUCCGACGCGGUGUACAGAUGGCAACCAAGAUGCCGAAUCGCACCCUGAAGAAAGACUGCGCCGCCAUUCUUGAGAGUAUGAAACAAUACUCUGAGUCUGCUGCCCUCUAUGAGAAGGGAGCUUUCUACGACAAAGCAGCAUCUGUCUAUAUCAAGAGCAAAAACUGGAAUAAGGUUGGUGAGCUACUCCCUCAGGUAAACUCUCCCAAGAUUCAUAUCCAGUAUGCAAAGGCAAAAGAAGCAGAUGGACGGUAUAAGGAGGCGGCCAAAGCUUACGAAAACGCUAAAGACUUUGAUAAUGUAAUCAGAAUACAGCUUGAUCAUUUACAUAACCCUGAAGAAGCUGUGAGGAUAGUAAGAGAAACCAAAUCAACAGAGGGUGCCAAAAUGGUUGCAAGAUUUUUCCAGAAAUUGAAUGAUUUCAGUUCAGCUAUUCAAUUCCUUGUGAUGUCAAAGUGCAAUGAUGAAGCAUUCCAAUUGGCCCAGCAGCAUGGACAGAUGGAGGUGUAUGCAGAGAUCAUUGGUGAUGAUGCUACGCUGGAGGAUUACCAGAGCAUUGCUUUGCACUUUGAUAAUGAGAAGAGUCAUUUCCUUGCCGGCAAGUUCUUCCUACUGUGUUCCCAAUACAAGAAGGCAUUACAGCAUUUCCUACGAUGUCCAUACACCAGCGAAGACAGCCCUGCUGUAGAAAUGGCCAUUGAGACGGUUGGUCAAGCAAAAGAUGACCCAUUGACCCACCAGCUGAUAGACUAUUUGAUGGGAGAGACUGACGGUGUACCCAAGGAUGCUAAGUAUUUGUUCCGCUUGUAUAUGGCGUUGAAGCAGCACAGGGAGGCUGCAAGAACUGCAAUCAUCAUUGCAAGAGAGGAACAGAAUGCUGGCAACUAUCGCAAUGCGCACGAUGUGCUGUACAGCAUGUUUACUGAACUCCGCGCGCAGAAGAUCAAGAUACCCGCAGAGAUGGCGACCAACCUCAUGAUCCUACACAGCUAUAUCCUAGUUAAGAUUCAUGUUAAAAGAGGAGACCACAUGAAGGGGGCUCGUAUGCUGAUAAGGGUGGCAAACAACAUCAGUAAAUUCCCUUCCCAUAUUGUUCCAAUUCUAACAUCCACUGUAAUUGAAUGUCAUCGAUCGGGUCUGAAGAAUUCAUCGUUUUCAUACGCGACCAUGCUAAUGAGGCCGGAGUAUCGCAAUAAGAUUGACUUGAAAUACAAACGAAAAAUUGAAGCUAUCGUUAGACGGCCGGACAAGACCGAGGAAGAUGAGCCGACCAGCCCAUGUCCAUAUUGCAAUUUCGAUCUUGAGUCAACGGAGCUGGUUUGUCCAGGCUGCAAAAACAAUAUACCAUACUGUGUGGUAACGGGUUGUCAUAUGGUCAAAGAUAAUUGGUCGGUUUGUCCCCAGUGCAAUUUCCCCGCGCUUUACUCAGAAUUUAGCAGUCUAUUGGAAACUGAUGAUACAUGUCCAAUGUGCUCAGAGACAGUGAAACAAGGAAAAGUUUACAAGAUUGACGACCCAUCGCCAUACUUGCAUGACAGAGGCGAUGAAUAGACUGUAGCAGUGUUUACUUUUAUUCCUAUAAAUUGACCUAUGAAUUAUAAAGACAUGAACUAAAUGGAUUUACCCCAUCAAUUUAACGUAACAAUGGGAACGUUUUCCCCCUCCUAAUGUGAGGAAAGAUUUUAAUAAUCAGUAUACAAGUUUUUUUUUAACAUUAUUCCUUGAUGAAUAAUUUAGCAAUAUACAGUUCUGCUAUCUUUUAUUUAAGUGAUGAUUUAAUUGUGAGAAAGAUGUGUUGCAUCAAAAUUCAGGUCUCCCUCCAAUUAAAGACCACUUCUGGGUCUGAAAAAAAGUGGGGCCGGCCCAAGCCCCUCCCCCCAUAUCCCCCUGGACAAGCAAUCAAUCAAUCAAUGGAUUUAUAAGGUGCAUAAUACAGCAGUUUCUAUGCACCAAGCACAUAUUCUUAUCCCUGUUUUAAAGUUUGAUUGAUACUCGCAUAUUAUUUAAUCCUGCAAAUAUGUUGUCAGAGGUUACCAUAUUUAUUCGAAUAAAUGCCCCGCCCUGAAUAAACACCCUUCUCGUAUAAAUUUCCCCUCUAGAGCCUCAUUUUGAAUAAACACCCUUCUCGUAUAAAUUUCCCCUCUAGAGCCUCAUUUUGAAUAAACACCUCUGGAAUAAAUGUCCCAUAAACAAAUGGAAUGGAAGCCACAUCAUUCUUAACACAUUCUAAUGUUCUACUCCAGUAAAAUUGCAUUGUUGGGAUCAAUAAGACAUUUUGACGGUAAUGCGUUGUAGUUCCACAUUUACAGUGAAUUAACGGGAAUUUAUUUGACUCUAAUACGUAUCCAUUGUAGACAAAAAAAAAACGCCUCCCUCGAAUAAACGCCAUCAGGCAUUUCUUUGAAUAAAUAUAACCUAAUAUGGUAUUCUAGACUACACAUUCAUUAUGAUUGGUUGUUUAUAAAUUAACUAUGCAUUGCUGUAAAAUAUUUUUGUAGUUUUAAUUUAUAGAAUGUUGAGUAGAAGUUCAAGAAACCACCUUAAUAAUUAUACCUUGAACUGUACAGUAAACAUGAUUGGUAUUAUUUGAUGUGUUUAAAUUUUUAUUAAUAAUUAUUUGUAAAUAUUUGAAGAUGUUGUAAAUGAGUCAACUCAAGAUGUAAACAUAAUUAGAUUUACAUUAGUAAAUUUACGUACCUGACCUCCUCGUCUGACCCUGGCUUACAAUAGAUAUCAGCUCAGGGUUGACACAUUUUUAAAAAUAGAACAUUUGUGAUUAUGUCACCUCUAGAUGGUCGAAAAUAGCACUCUCAGACUUAAAUUUGAAUACAAUUUUCUUUUUUUCUCAAUUUUAAAAAUAUUUCCUGAAAAAUUUUGGGACCCAGACCGGCAGGCCCCUAUCUCCCGAAUCCACCACUGAUAUUAGCACUUUACAAGUCCCUGUUGAUUGAUGAAAGUACAGUAUCUAUAUUGCAUUAUAUUUUUUUUAUUUUCAGAUUUGAUCACAAGCAAUAUAUUUUUUGUAGUUUAUUUAAAAUACCUCAUGAGCAGAUAAGAUAUGAAUUUAGAAUAAUUGUGUUCAGUGUUUUCAAAAGGCAUUGUGCUUAAAUGUUUUAUCCUUGAGCAGAUGUCUGUUUCUGCGCUUUAUAUUUAGAGUCAGAGUAGUGAUUGUAAUAUUUUACUUUACACUGAAUUAGCAAUGAGGGCAUAAAUAUUUAGUGAAAAUGUUUAUGUUUAAAGACAAUUGAUUGAAAAUUAAAAUUUCAUGUGAAAAUGA
Messenger RNA from Anneissia japonica, 6354 nucleotides. RefSeq names its product WD repeat-containing protein 19-like. Lineage: Eukaryota; Metazoa; Echinodermata; Crinoidea; Comatulida; Comatulidae. Gene Ontology annotation, cellular component: cilium; intraciliary transport particle A. Gene Ontology annotation, molecular function: protein binding. The coding region runs from base 429 to 4628 and encodes 1399 amino acids. Gene Ontology annotation, biological process: cilium assembly; intraciliary retrograde transport. The transcript is spliced from 32 exons. The record is from RefSeq and is a predicted model, not a curated record.